Molecule: messenger RNA, 1165 nt
Organism: Saccostrea cuccullata (small rock oyster)
Lineage: Eukaryota; Metazoa; Mollusca; Bivalvia; Ostreida; Ostreidae
Exons: 8
Coding region: 1-1029 (342 amino acids)
Source: RefSeq, a predicted model, not a curated record
AUGAGGUUUUACAUGACGAGUGAGUCAGGAUCCUCGGAAAAAUAUAACUUCCAAUUUUACAAUUAUACUCUGGAUUGGAGAAAUGCAAACGAAAGGUGUAGCGAUUUACAUGGAACACUGACCAGGAUUAAGGAUUUAGAAACCGUCAGUAAUAACGAAGACAGUUUAAGGAUAGCGGCAGAUACACCGUUUUGGUCAUCUGUUACGGGAUCAUUUACUCCUUGGAUAGUAUACAGAGGCUGUUUUCCACAACCAUCUUGGAACAAUAACAACUUUACAUUAAAACCUAACUCUGUGGGGAAUUGCUUUUCAAAAUGCCGAAAUCAAACAACGAACCCAACUGGUUGUGAAUAUUUUGCCCUAAGUGGCGAGACUUGUUUCUGUUUUUGCACAAAUCCUCGUCUUAAGCUGAUUGAUAGUGUCAAGUGCAACCUAACGUGUAAUAACUCCACUGAUGAUGGGUUCUGCGGAGGAAAUGACUAUAUUACAUUAUAUCAAGUCAACGAUACAUUUAAAGGCGAUGGAUUUUGUUUGGCUUACGACUGUCGAUCAAAGGAACUUGUGUCAUCUGGUCAUGAUUGUGACGGAACGAAUGAAGGAUUUUGUGUUAAGGGAAAAGACGUCUUAAUUCCAAAUCAACUGAAUUCAACUUGGAAUGACUAUGCAAGGAGCUGCAAAGAACAGAAACGUUUCCUUACUGCUUACAUUCAGGCAGAAAUCAACAAAAUGAGAUGCAACGGUUACGUUUGGACUGGAAUAAGGACAUACAAAAUUUACCAUCAUGAUGGAGACAAAGGUUGCUUUGCAAUUAGGAGGAAGUUGGACUUAUGGUUAUAUGAGAAAGUCAACUGUUCUCGUGAGCUCUCACUUGUGUGUCAAACCAGUCUUAUUCAGACCGAAAGCACAACAUCAAAACAACAAAACACAAAUCCAAUAGUUAACCAAUAUCAGACUACUGCCAUAACACCGUCACUCUUAAGAAAGACUUCCCAAAGUACAAAUACAGGUAAGUGUGUAAAAAAAAUAUGAAUCGAAAUAGAUUUGUUUAAUUGAAAUAUUUCUGCUGAUAUUACUCAACUUAACAAGCACAUAACACCUUCAUUCUUUUCGGAAUGGGUGGAUACCAUUUUUACCAUCAAUUCUUUUGUUCACAAUUACUGUCUAU